AUGACUGGUACGCCUUGUAAACACCAAGGUGCAGUUGCGAUGAAAUUUCAUAUUAAAUUAUUAAAUUUUUUACCAUUAUUGACACCUGAUGACCAAAUGAUCUAUACCUAUAUUGCACUCAGUUGGGUUGCUAAAAGCAGUUCAUUUUAUGCUUCACUACAUAUAAAUUCCACGCCACAAGAACAAAGGCCAGAAUCGUCCAACAAGAUGUUAGAAACAACUUCAAACAUGGAAUCGUUUGAACAAGAAGAAACUGGGAACUCCAUUAUUGAACAAAGUGAAGAAAAUGAUGCAUCGCUCUAA
Molecule: messenger RNA, 303 nt
Organism: Racocetra persica
Lineage: Eukaryota; Fungi; Glomeromycota; Glomeromycetes; Diversisporales; Gigasporaceae
Source: the annotation of a GenBank genome assembly